Panthera uncia (snow leopard) is the source of this 1255-nucleotide messenger RNA. It is a transcript of the gene HSBP1L1, whose product is annotated as heat shock factor binding protein 1 like 1. The coding region runs from base 472 to 810 and encodes 112 amino acids. NCBI's taxonomy places the organism in Eukaryota, Metazoa, Chordata, Mammalia, Carnivora, Felidae. Gene Ontology annotation, cellular component: cytosol; nucleus. The record is from RefSeq and is a predicted model, not a curated record. The transcript is spliced from 5 exons. Gene Ontology annotation, biological process: cellular heat acclimation. Gene Ontology annotation, molecular function: transcription corepressor activity.
AAAUUUUAUACUGUGUAUACUUUGUCAUAAGAGUAAAAAGACGAUGCUCACUCUCUAGCUACCCUCUUCCGUCUCUGACGCAAUGAAAACAAAGCAAACCAGUCCUGCGCAGGGGAAGCCGUCAAACUGGACGAGCUACCUUUUCCCUGCACAGGGUCUCCCCUCCCUCCCCCGGGGGUGGGGGCUGACUGCCGGGCUGGAGCGGCCACCUCCCCAAGCCCUCACCUCCCCGGGCCUCCUCCCAGGACCUGACGCCGGUGCCCAGGGUGCCCGGCGCGGACAGCCACGCCCUGUCCAGGGAUUCCCUUCUGGGCCCUUUUCCAGCGUCCGGGGGUCAGGAGUACGAACAUCCAGGCUCUUCCAGUAUUUGCCUCCGAAGCCUGAGCAUCUCUGCAGCCGCCGCCGUCAUCGCUGCAGGGAUCUGUGUGGGUGAGGGACGCCGACCCACCUGGACCACCCGGAUCAUCCGACAUGGACGCGCGGAGCCCCAAAGCCCCGGGCGGGGACGCGCUGCGGGACGCGGCAGAAAACCUAUUUCAGGAACUUCAAGAACAUUUUCAAGCUCUAACUGCAACUCUGAACCUCAGAAUGGAAGAAAUGGGAAAUCGCAUCGAAGAUUUACAGAAGAAUGUGAAUGACUUAAUGGUGCAAGCUGGGAUUGAAAAUUCUAUUAAAGAACAAAUGAGACAGAGCACAAGCAGGGGAGGGGCAAAGAAAGACACAGAACCUGAAGCAGGCUCCAGGCUCGGAGCCAUCAGCACAGAGCCCAACGCAGGGCUCGAACCCACAGACUGCAAGAUCAUGACCUGAGCCGAAGUCGGACACCCAACUGACUGAGUCACCCAGGCGCCCCAAAAAGUGUAGUUUAAAUGACAAGCUCUACUAUUUAAAAAAUGGAUGUUAUUAAAGUGCUUUUCACAACCACCCCUCAAAUUAGUCUUCUAUCAAAACACAAAUCAUGAUGAAUUGGAGACUGGGGAUUAUAAGGUAGUUUCUGUUUCAGACAAUAUAUUUAUAUAACCAUUUGAAGAAGACAUAUGGGCAUUAAGCCCUCAACCCGUUUCUCAGUGGUUCAAGAGCCGUCCAUCCUGGCUCCCACAAUGCAAACCUUUCCGGUGGGAUGUUGCAUUUAAUCUUGAAGAUGCAAGUUAAAUGCUUGGCUUCAGGUCUCAGACUGGAUCUGUGUCCAUGUGCUAUAUGUGGAGGUUCCCAACUUCAUCAAGAUACUUAUGUCUGUUUUAUUCUGAUAGAUAAG